Molecule: messenger RNA, 712 nt
Organism: Polypterus senegalus (gray bichir)
Lineage: Eukaryota; Metazoa; Chordata; Cladistia; Polypteriformes; Polypteridae
Gene: nipsnap3a
Product: nipsnap homolog 3A (C. elegans)
Exons: 4
Coding region: 16-525 (169 amino acids)
Cellular component (GO): mitochondrion
Source: RefSeq, a predicted model, not a curated record
AACUUGUGCCACCUUAUGCCUAAUGUCUCUGUGCUUUCCCAUUCUCUGUUAGACAGCUAUGCCCAGAGGACGGCGGUACGCGCAGCCCUCGCCAAGGACCACGACUGGAUGUCCAAGUACAUUUCAAAGAUGAUGCCCAUGCUGAAUUCUCAGGAUAGUGAGGUCAACUAUUUGGUGCCAUGGUGUAAGCUGGGUAAACCCCCCAGACAAGGUGUCUAUGAAUUGGUGUCCUUCCAGAUGAAACCUGGGGGUCCUGCUGUCUGGGGUCCUGCAUUCCAAGCUGCUAUUAACACUCAUGCCAGUCCUGGCUACGCUCAACUCAUUGGGGUCUUCCACAGUGAAUUUGGAGAUUUAAACAAAGUUAACGUCGUCUGGUGGUACGAGAGUCCUGACAAGCGGGCAGAAAUGAGACAUCGUGCCCACGGGGACGCCCGGGUGGUGGCAGCAGUCCGGGAGAGUGUCACCUACUUGGUCUCGCAGUACAACAAGCUUCUCAUUCCCACGGCUUUCUCGCCUCUGAACUGAGCGGGCAGCCCACCAAAGAAGACGCACUCGGCACGGGAUCAAGCAUGCAGCGGCCCAGCAUGCUUUGCUCUGAGCUCCAGUCGCACGUGGGUGGCCUUCACGCUUACCUGGCCUUCAUAAGUGAGGACGCUUGUGUUCGUUUUGUUUCUGUCUUUCAAACUUCUGCAAAUAAAUGAAAUAAAAGUCA